AUGGAGAAAAUUGAACACCGCGCCGUUAUUAAGUUCCUUACCAAGCAAGGAAAAUCCGCUCAGAUUAUUUUUCAAGAGCUGUUGGCUGUUUACGGGGACUCUGCCCCUGGAAAAACCAUGGUUUACAAGUGGCAUGGUCUUUUCAAACAAGGAAGAGAGUCCAUUGAAGAUGACCCACGCUCCGGACGGCCAAUUGAGGCCACCACUUCGGAAAUCGUCGAAAAAGUAGAAAAACUUGUAUUGGAAGAUACCCGGUGGAAGAAGAAGCAGCUUGCAGCAAUGAUUGGAGUAUCCGAAACCAGUAUUUUGAAUAUUCUACAUGAUCAUCUUGGCAUGACUAAGGUCAGUGCAAGAUGGGUUCCGAGAAUGCUCACGCCACUUCAAAAACGUGAACGUGUCGAAUGUUCUCGUCAGUUUUUGGAGCUCUGUGGAGAGAGAAAGGAAGAAAUUAUGGCCCGGAUUGUUACUGGUGAUGAAUCCUGGGUUCACCACUAUGAACCUGAGUCAAGCAAGAGUCGAUGCAGUGGCAUAAAAAAGGCACACCUCCUCCAAAGAAGUACAAAGUGA
Molecule: messenger RNA, 567 nt
Organism: Plodia interpunctella (Indianmeal moth)
Lineage: Eukaryota; Metazoa; Arthropoda; Insecta; Lepidoptera; Pyralidae
Product: protein GVQW3-like
Exons: 1
Coding region: 1-567 (188 amino acids)
Molecular function (GO): nucleic acid binding
Source: RefSeq, a predicted model, not a curated record